AUGAUCCUUCGACUGAUGGCACCGGUCCUUCCACGACAAUAUUACCACUACCCUUCGCCUCCUCGAUCCCCGAAAGAAACACCAGGAACACCCGUCCCCGUCACGAAACACAUCAGCAAGAAGGUAUUUCUACAGCUCUUUGCUGGCACCGUUUGCAUAUUCGUCCUUGGAGUCCUGUUCUGGAGGAUAGGUCGUUGUUUUCGACGGUUUACUCGGAAUAAGGUGCUCAAGAAGGGGAAAAAGGUUGACACUCGGUACGCGAGGACGUGGUAUGGUUGGGUACCGUUACAGCAACAUGAGGCGGCCAAGAAUGUGUUUCGGAAGUGCUGGAGGAAGAUCUGCGAGUGGACGUCUUGGAAAACGACUAGGGCUGAUUAUCAUUGGGUGUGGUGGGAUCCGGGACAAACAGCGCACGAGGAGUAUCGUCAGAACAGGAGUUUCCUGAGAUGGAUACCAAAAUUGUUUAGGAGCAAGGAACACACAACCGCGGAUACGAUUUGGAACCGUGGUCCUCCCCCAGAACGGCAUAAACGGACCCCGGAAGACCGCCAACGGACCACGAUGGCAGACGCUUUUCCAUACUCUCAGAGAUACCACGCGCCCCAUACGUACCAUGGGAGAACGAAGGGAUAUCGGGACAGAUUGAAAAGAUCCCGGCACCAGUUCCCUUCCGCAGAUUCUAUUGAUGGACGACGCUCCUUCGAGGCCUUUCGCAACAGCUUUCCCGGCAAACUGGUCAACGGUCCACGCAUACCAGUUGAUCAGGCCAGACCAUUCUGGUCUCUUCAACCGCCAAGUCGCACUCGCAGGAAGAGCAUCCCGUUCACGAAUGCAACUAUAAGCGAGAACAGGUUACCGCAGAGUGUCUCUCUCCCUUGUCUUCUGAUGGUCGAUUUGUAUCCGCAACGGCAGCGUCAACCCUCCAGCACCUCAUGCAAGACUAGCGCUACGUCGCGUACACUUCGCAAGAUGCGGUAUUCUCGCAAAUAUCAAGUUUGGUCGGCUCGCAUGGAACUGCAGGCAUCCAACCAACUGAAGCAUACCUAUCACGGCUUCCAAGAACCACCAGGCACUCCAGCAUCUGAAUUGUUGCGAAGUUAUGCUUCUGAGAAUAGUGCACCAUUCGGGUCAUUGGAUCGAUCGCAAAGAGAAAAGAUUGCGCGCCAUUUGUCUAACGAAAACAGUCAAAGGAUCUCGAGCCUCAGACAACGUCAACCUCCAGCGCGAGCGCCUUUAGAUGCUUUAGACGAGCGCAACGGAAGAACAAUAGCGGCUCAACAAGGAGCACAAUAUCUAUUUCCUUCCAUAGAUACGGUCGUUUGGAGACACUGGUCCUCAUCUUUCGGCGAUGAUCCUCUUCAAUUGCCGGAGAAGCAGAUAGAACUUGGAACAAAGGAUGCAAAAGGAAAGUCUCCUAAGAAGAAACAUCGUCGGCUCAGACCAAAAGGGCGCCCGCUUCCGCUGCACAAAUUGAACAAUUGGGAAAUUAGAUGGAUGGACAAUCUGGACCGAAAGCUUGAAUGGCACUUUGAUCAACUUACCCCGGGACGAAGGCCAUUCCAUUUCCCGCUACUUGCCAACCAUUGGUUGAAUAGGAAGACUUGGAUGGUUAUUGACCCCGUUUCACGAGUUCCGGUUGACAAAAAACGGCAAUUGGGAGACCCAAGAUUCAACGUGCCGUAUCCGGCUCCGCGCUGGGAAGCCAAGCCGAAGUAUCCGAUAGCCCCCCACAAAAAAGCUCAUACGCCCCGGAUUGAUUCGUGGAGACUUGCGGUCAAUUGCCAGAGAAGGACGUCUGGAAUGAGAGACGUGGUCAGGGCCGUGGAACUAUUUGACGACUCAGUCGACGAACCCCCUGACGGACACAUCGACCCGGCGAGCUGGAUACUCAGAAGACCACCACAAGGCUUCGGGAUGUCAAGCAAGCAGCGGGACGCAUACUACGAGGGUGGGACGGGCUGGCACGAGACGCUGAGCGACUGGCAGCGGGUCCGUCACGGUUAUCGGGUUCGGAAGAUGGUCUAUGAAGGCAGAGUGAACCGGACGCGGGCGAAGGAGAUUGCCUUUGGUUUGACUCGAUUUUUCCAAAAGGCUAUAACCAAGACUUUCGAGAAAGAAAAUGUACCUGGCUGA
Messenger RNA from Aspergillus chevalieri, 2133 nucleotides. RefSeq lists its product as uncharacterized. The coding region runs from base 1 to 2133 and encodes 710 amino acids. NCBI's taxonomy places the organism in Eukaryota, Fungi, Ascomycota, Eurotiomycetes, Eurotiales, Aspergillaceae. The transcript has a single exon. The record is from RefSeq and is a predicted model, not a curated record.